AAAUGUAGAAAGGCUCAUUGAAGUUGAGAUGUUUACAUGUUUUGACUCUGAAAAUGGAUCAGUUUGGAACCCUUGAGCUCGGGUGGGCCCAGGGAUAUAAUGGCUCCCCAGCAUUGUUUGUCAACAGCAACACUGUCUGCUUUGUCUGUGGAAAUAACAUCAAAUUUGUAAACACAAAAGACAAGAGGGAGUCAGUUUUAUCCAGUCCUGGAGAUGGAAUUGGAGCAUUUGCUGUGAACUCUUCCACUAGUAACAUUGCCUUUGCUGAACUGAGAGUCAAUCCCAAGCUCUUUAUUUACAGUUUCCCUGACUACUCAAGACCACGAGCUGUUCUUGAAGGUGGUGCAAGGCUGACGUACUCCUACAUUGCUUUUGCAAAUAACAGCACCAUCUUGGCAACAUAUUCGGGCAUUCCAGAUGUUCAGCUAACUGUCUGGAACUGGUUUGAGAGGAUAAAGCUCUGUUCAAUUAAUGUUGGAAGACAUUUGUGUACUGGUGGACUGUCAUUCAACCCAAUGAACUGGCGCCAGUUAUGUACUGUUUCAAGUGAUAUCCUGAUGCUCUGGAAUGUUGGCCAGCUCAAUACCAAGUACUCACUAGUCUCAAGUUCUGUAAGACUGCCUCCAGCUGAUGGAAGCCCAGAUGACGAUGAGUUUGAGGACUUGGGGCCCUCUGUGAGUCGUAUGAGCCAUCCAGAAAGAUACAGAAUCACUAAAGCAGCUAUUGCUGGAUUAGUUGGAGAGAGUGCAAAAGGUUAUGAGCCUGGUGAGAAAAAGGAAAGAUGUCAGCCUGUAAACCAUUGUUGGACACCAGACAGUAAACUUUACUGUGGUUGUAAAGGCGGACAGGUGAUAUGCCUUGACACAGAAAACAACCAAGUUACUAUUGUACUGAACCCAAUUACUAAGGGUUUGCAACGGGACAGAACAGACACAUUAUCUUUAUUGAAGAGGACGACUAUGGAAGUUAUAGCAGAAAUGGCAGAAGAUAAAAAUGAAGUUCCUGAUAAUGAAGAACAGCCCAAGGCUACUGAUUUGUCCAUAGACAUUGGACCAGGUUCAGCAGAUUGCCUGGCUCUACACAAGAAGGGACUGUAUAUCGCUGGGCAGAAUGGAGUAUUGAGGUGUUUGGACAUAAAAUCAACUGAGCCUAAAGUCUUGGAGCAGUUGGACAUUGGCUGUGCUGUGACAAGUCUUCACUGGUCACAGAAUUAUCGUACGUUGGCUCUUGGAAGUUCUAAGGGAUCCAUACAUCUCUAUGAUUCUGAAGGAUCUGUGGCAGAGCUGUUUAAUAUUCAUAAUGCAGAGUUUGUGGGAGUUGACUGUCUGGUCGGAGGAAGUCAGUACUGUGUGACUUGUAAAGCAGAUGGUUUGGUGCAAACAUGGUACCUUGAAACAAGCAAACUCUUUUCUAAAAUCCAUCUUGAUUGCCAGGCCUCAUGUAUGCAGUGUAGUCCUUCCUCCAGCACCGUGGCCAUAGGGUCUCAUACUGGCCAUGUCUACUUUGUUGAGAUGACAAACAUUGAGCAGCCUCGUCUUAUCUACAGGACCCACAUUCACCAUGGGCCAGUUUUGCAACUUAGUUAUGAUUGGAGUGGUCAGAUAUAUGUGACAGGCUCCAAUGAUGGACAUGUCUUUGUAUGUGAUGCAAGAGUCAGCAGCAACUUCCAAGUGCUCGGGCGAUUAGGAGCCAAGGAGGCCUUCUUGAACAAGACACUACUGUACAGAGAUGAAAUGGUAAAGAAAGUCGUGCAUCAGCUAGCUUCUCCUUGUUACAGUGUUGUGUUGACGAGUCCGCAGACGGCUUUGACAGUGGCACAUGCAAGAAAAGAAAUGGUUAAACUUACAUUGGCUGCAGAGGGCAAGAGUGUUCCACCAGAUUCGAAGUUGCAGCCUUGUGGGUCAUACCCUGGCCAUGAACUGCACGGAGGACACGUUGCUUUGUCUCCACAUUUAAGGUGGCUCGCCAGCUGUUCACCUGAUGGAAAACUUCUCCUCAGAACUGUUGGUGCAUUGGAUCGUACAUUGUGUGUUUCCGCACAUCAUCACAAAAGGGGCGGAGCGACUCACGUCUGUUUUACUGGUGACUCACAGCGCGUGCUCAGUACAGGAACUGACGGUGUGUUGGCCUGUUGGGUUUGGAACUUCACAUCAACAGGCAAAAACAAGGCCACUGCUGCCAUAGAUGCUGCGCGUGCGCGCUCAUCACUGCUGACCACCGUGCGAAAAAAUGAAGACAGUCUAGCGGCUGAACGAGGGGAAUACGUGCCCAGGCCUCUCUCGCCGAUCGAGAAAGCGAACACUGAGGCGAGCGAAAAGCAACAGAAAGUUAUCAAAGAUGACAUCUACACCACCCCCACCCCUACCCCCUCAGAAGAUGCAACCUGGCUUGAGAAAGCUGUUAGCGAGACUCAACGCGAAGAGGCUAAAAAAUUCGCUGAGAUAAAGCGGAAAUUACGUCAGGAGAUUCAAGAAUUACGUCAGACUGUGUUACAGAUGAUGGAUGACAACCAGCAAGCGCCGGAAAUAGAAAGACUGGACAGAUACGAAUACAACCUGGAUGUGGAUCAGCGACAGAAACUGAUUUUAGAAGGGGAAGAGAAAAUUAAACAGGUCCGCGAGGAGAUAGAAUUGGCAAAUCUUGCUAAUCAGUACUUACGCGAGAUAAUCAAAAAAGAAUGUUGGGAGGCCAUGGUCGUCAAAGGACGUUCAGUGAACGCCUUCCACCUUCCACUCUCUGUCUCCAACUACCCCAUGAAGGAGCGAACUAAAACAGAACUGGAUGAGAUUCAGUAUGUUAUCAACCAGAGAAAGAUCGAGCAAGCUGAGUCCGCAGCCAGCAAAGAUGUGGUGUUUGGUCCAACAUCAGCCAGAAAUACACCACUUGUUGAUGAUGGACACGAGUUUGAAGAUGAGGAUGUUCUGGCCGAGGAUCAAGGAGAUAGGUCUGGAGAUAAUCCGGCUACAACCGGAAGUCGUGGUGCAGCUUAUGGAGGUGGCCAGGAGUUGUUUCAGAGUCAGUUCCAGCUACAUACUGUGCAGCAGAAACUCAACCAAAUUGUUUUAUUACAGGAUGCAAUCCACAGAAUCAAAGUGGCAUUUAACAAGGAAUUCGACGAAAUCUUCAAACAGAAAGAGGCCGAAAUAAAACGAGUCAAAGAAAGAAAUGACAGGAUAAAGAAGAUCUUGGGGGAUCUUGAGAUUCAUGAGACGGUCUUUGAGCCGGAAAUGAGUGUGGACGAAAAACCGGAAUUGCUGUUGGAAGUGAAGAAUAGUGAAGUGCCCUUUGAGAAGUACAUUAGUGACGAAGAGAAGGUUAGGCUUGAAGAACAAGCAAAGAUUGAAGAAGAGCGCCGCUUAGCGGAGAAAGGCGACAAUGCACGAGAGCGAGCCUUGAUGAUGAUGAUGCAGGGAAGACUGGAGGCGAAUAUAGAAGACGAGCUGAAAAAAGAUCUGGUCCCACCAGAGUUCAUCGCCAACAAGCCACAAGAUGAAUGGAGUGAGGAGGAGCAAAAGGCGGCUAAGGAAUUCGAGAAGAAGAAACAGCAGCUCCAAGAGGAUCGAGAGAAAUACCGGAAAUCACUGGAGACUGAGCUAAAGAAGUUACAGAGCGGAAUCACUGAUGCGACUGCCUCGUUUGACGAGAAACUCAGCCAGCUGUUUCAGAGGAAAGUCAAAACAGAAAUGGUUAUUUACCAGGAGGAGCUUAAAAUCUUGCGACUGAUGGUCUCAGUGCUGACUGAAUCCGAACUGGAGUAUCAGGAGAACGAGCUGACCCGGCGGAUGAAUGAGAAGAGGGAGAGGAAGACGCAGACUGCAGGAGCGCUCGCUGAAGCUAAGCGGGAGGUGGACCAGUUCCGUGACUCGUAUGAACUCGUGUUGGCUGAAGACAAGACGCUAGACAAGGCCUUCAAGAAAGAGUUUGCAGACCAAGACGUGCAUACAGUAGAACAGUUGUAUAAACUGUUCAAACGAAGACCAAGAGGACAGAAACAACUUAAAGCUGCCGCAGAAUCACACGGAGACACUUUUGACGGCGGUAGUCCAUUCGGUCCGAGGCCAUCUUCCUCGCGUAGCAAUUCUGUCGCCAUGAGAAGCUUGGAGCGUGCAAUGGAUGAGCUAGAUGAUGAACAGCACAUGCCUGAAGGGGUGGAAUCCGCUGUCUGGCAACGACUGGUGCAAGCUAGAAGACAGAAAGUCGAAAGUGAACAGCAAGUUAAGGCCAAAGCAUUGGUAUUAGCAGAAAUGAAUGCCUUCUUGCAAAGAAGAACAGAAGAGGAUGAAAAAGUCAACAGGGAGCUAGAGCACACUUUAAAGGAACUACAGAGAUUGAGGGAUGAGAAAAUGAAGUUUCACACUAAUCUAGAAGUGCAGCUGUUAUUAAAACAGGGACAGGUGGAGGUGACUCCUGGUUCCUUUAUCACAGACUAUGCAGACAGUGCUCUGAUUCACCGCUCUGUUGUAGAAGACCUUAAUUCCCAGAUCGCGACCCUCGGGAAGGGAAAGAUCAUUAUCAUGGAAGACAGUAAGGAGUUUAGGAAAGGAAUUCAUCGACUGGAAUGGGAGCACAAAAAGAUGGACAUGCAGUCGGAGGAUCUCCAGGCCAAGAUUCGUGACAUUCAACUGCUGAGAGUCACCAAGGAACUGCAGCAGUUUCUAUCGGAGGGUGACCAACAAGCCAGGCAACAGCAGGAGAUCGAGACGUUAGAGAAAACUCUGACACUUCAAGAAAAGAUGCAUCAUCGAAACGUAAAUGACCGCAAAGAAACUAUAAAGAAUAUCAAAAGAUUGAUUCGUCGCAAGGAAAAAGACAAUGAACAGCUUGACGCCGAUCUGGAGGAACUUGCUUUGUCAGUAGCUGAGAGGAGGAAUGUCAAUGAGGCAAACGCUGCUGGCCGGAGUGACACUGGAAGCGAGCGGCGUCUGCAGGAUAUAGUAGCAAGGCGAAAGUUAGUUGACCUCGCCAAAGCGCAGGCGCAGGAGGUUGCAGUGCUGCGGGCAGAGGUUGAACGACUGCGCAUGCGUACCUUUCCAGCUCUUGUUCAAAUUGAACACUAGGAUUUCGUUUGUGUUGUAAAUAUAUAUGUAUAAAAAGACUUGAACGAGCAGUACACUAGUUUAUUUGUUGGUAAAAUUUGAUUGUUCUUCCGCUUAGGACAGCUUGCAAGACGGUUUUGUCUUUUCCGAGGAUUUUCAUUAAAAAUAAUCUUCUCGCU
Messenger RNA from Stylophora pistillata, 5215 nucleotides. RefSeq names its product cilia- and flagella-associated protein 43. Gene Ontology annotation, molecular function: protein binding. The record is from RefSeq and is a predicted model, not a curated record. Lineage: Eukaryota; Metazoa; Cnidaria; Anthozoa; Scleractinia; Pocilloporidae. Gene Ontology annotation, cellular component: axoneme. Gene Ontology annotation, biological process: cilium assembly.